GAUGUUACCAAGGUUUCGUGAUGUUCACAGCUCAAGUUUACUUUCCGAAAAUGUUACAUUGAACAAAAGCUGGUCAAUUGAGUUACCAGAUUUUGGUCCGGAGGAAUUUCGUACAGGGCUACAGAUAUUUUGUAUCUCUCCAUGCGCAUCGGCAUUUCCAAAUGCAGUGGUAACAACAGCCAAUGGUGAUCGAGCAUUGACAUUAUUAAUUGCAGUAAUUGCGACUAUGAUAUCAGUCUUCACAGUUCCCGUCAUGACCACUUGGUUGAUACCAGCAUUUCAAAAUGCCAGUGUCAGUUUUCUCACCAUACUGCCUAGAGUGCUGUUGUUUAUCCUUUUACCGUUGAUCGUUGGAAGACUCUUGAGAUUUAUCGGACUUGUAAAAAAGAUUGUGAUAAAAAUAAAUACAUCUUUGAAGUUCGUCACUUCUGGGGCUCUACUUGUUAUGUUCUGGGUGAAGAUUAGUCAAGCAACAGCGAAAGGAGACCUUCAAAGAUUUUCACCGUGGAUUAUUUUGGCCGUAACAGCUCUUGGUACAGCUGUGAUUACUUCAUUUCUUGUGAUAUCCUUUAUAUUGGCUUCUCUACUUCGUUUACCUAAGAAAUCAAUCCUAGCUGUUACAGUGCUUUCUUCAGCAAGACAUUCGAGUAUCGCUAUUGCUGUUAUUGAAAAUUUACCAGACAAUGUUGGCGAUAAAGAUCUUAUGUUCUUUCCUAUAAUAUUUGUUUAUCUAGCCAUGAUUGUUAUUAUCAAUAGUUAUGGUGUAGUUAUGACAGUAAAGAAAGAAGAGAAUAAUAUUGAGCAAGAUGCUGCCGACAUGGCUGAAGACAAGGUUGAUAGUGGGGAAGGACUGGAUUUACUAGUCAAUCCGUUGGAACAGACAACGAGAUUACCUAAAUCAAAUAACAGUGACGACAUUAUCCUGCUAACGGUGCCAACUGUGCAAUGGUUUACCGCUGUUUAAUUCAAACAUGCAACAAAUAUAUAAACGAUAUAAACCUUUAACCCAAAUUAACCUGAUAAUUGAAGUUGCACUAGUUGGUUUUAGCAGAUGGAACAUUUGAACUUGCAUUCCGAGUUUUCCUCACGCAGUUAAACUGUAGGAGGGGAUAUUGAGUACAAAAUGAAGGAUGCAAAGCCAAAUUCUGAUUGUGGCGGUGGUGCUUGAAUCUGGGAAAUCUAGAAAAGAUUAGCAAUUUCGUAUCAAAUUAUACCAAUAUACCCCGCAGUAAAAACGCUUUUGACACAGUAAAAAAGUACGAGUUAGGUGCAAGAUAAUGUAUUAGCACUUUGUAGUAUGUAAGCCCGACAGUAAGCCAAUCUUUCUUGAAUGUAAUUACACUAAUUUCAUCUGUCGAGCUCCGAAAAAUAUUAUUUUACUUUCUCUUCAAAUAAGACAACUGCAUGAUUUCAAAAAUUCUUAAUCGGUCACAAUCAACAUUUCUACUUUGCCCACUUGAAAUUCCUGAAAAAAGGCCCUACAUGUUUGUAGGCGCACAAUCCACAAUUAUAGAUAAGACGGGGGUAUAAUUUUCUAUUCUCCAUGAAUUACGUGGUAAGGGAAUAUUGUAAGGUCAGUGUAUGAUAAUUCACUAGCUGCUUUAUAAAACGCA
Molecule: messenger RNA, 1613 nt
Organism: Dendronephthya gigantea
Lineage: Eukaryota; Metazoa; Cnidaria; Anthozoa; Malacalcyonacea; Nephtheidae
Product: probable sodium/metabolite cotransporter BASS4, chloroplastic
Exons: 3
Coding region: 2-964 (320 amino acids)
Cellular component (GO): chloroplast envelope
Source: RefSeq, a predicted model, not a curated record